CAGUGCUGCUGCCUUCUGCAGGUUGGCGAAGAUGCGAAGGGAAACCGAGCAUCAGAUGAAGGUCCACUUGUUCUACCAGCAGCUCCUGAGCGAAUCUGUGUGGGGGCCACUGGACCUGCUCAGUCUGGUGGCAGCAAGCGUCUCGAACCCAUCUGACACAAUCUUCUGGAAGGCAGCCCUCUUGUUGCCAAGUGAUCAUGAAAGAGAUGCCAGUGUUGCUAACCAGAUUUUGACAGAAUGGCUGGAGUCCAAAUUCGGUAACUCGGAGAAGCAAGAACACAGGGAGAUGGUCCCCAACGGACACAUGCAAACCUUGAGCAUCAGCAGCGGCCUGCGGAGCGUGGGGGAGCGCAUGCACACAGUGCACGUGUGUGUGAAGGUGGCCCGCGGGCCCCUCAGCGAGGAAGGCCAGUUGGCAUUGGAGAAGCGGAAGGGGCUGAUGGGCAUGGGCGCCCUGCUGAUGCUGCUGCCCUCGGCAGUCAGUCCCGGGGCUGAUGAGGAAGACGGGGACAUCUUCCUGUUAUCCGCCCUGCUGCAGCUCCGGCAGAUCCAGCAGGCUAAUGCCUGGCCACAGGCCCUUCCUCUGGUGGUGGUGGUCCCAGGGCAGGCUGGGCACAGGGCCAGCGAUGAACGGCUAGAGGAAGGUGUGACACUAACCGUGUCUAUGACAACAGACCUGAUGCUUCAGACACUCAUUGAGGAAGGUUUGAUUUCAGAGUACAUGUUCGUCCAUAUCCCCGAGACCACGAACGAACCCCAAGGAUCCGAGCAGAUCCGCCAUGCCGUCAGGUGGCUCGCUGCCCGCUCCACGGCACCAGCCCGGCUCGUCUCGCAGACGUUGGUGCAGGUUGUGGAGGCCGGGCUCUGCCGCGAGUUUGCUGGUAGGCUUCACCGUGAUCGGAGGGACCGUGACAUGGCGGGACUGCCCUCCCAGGGCCCUGCACCCGUCAUCGGCCUCUACAACACUGUCCUGGCUUUCUUGGCUGGCCUUGUGUCGUCCCCGAGUCUGGCUGGCCUCUCCUGGCCCGUGGCAGAGUUCUCGGUGCCAGGGGGUGGUGACUGCCUACCACAUCUGCUCUGGAACUCGGCUGAGCACCUGGAGUGGCUCCAGGGGGCAGUCCUGAGCCUGCGGCUGCCCGACUGGCCGCUGCCAGCCGUGGGGGCUCCUUGGAGCCAGCUGGUUGCCUCCAUCUUCCAGUACGUAUCUCAAAUCCCAUGGUCCCGCCACAGCCAGCCACUCCUUAUGUCCCAGUUGGAGAACCUUUUGGAGAGGCUGCGUCAGGACUGUGUGGGCCGAGGUGGGGGGCCGGACAAGGAGCCCACUUUCUGGGAGGUGCCCUGGGACGAAAUUGUCAUGCUCUGUGUAGAGCACCAACUCCGGGACUGGAACCCUCCUGGGUGCCCCGUGAGUGAAGAUGUCAUCAGUGACGACGGAGAAAUCUCGGUGUAUUUCCUGAGCGAUGGGCUGCAGGGCUUCAUACCGCCGUCCUGCUGGGUGGAUGCCGUAAAGCAGACGCACAGGGACAAGCAGCAGGGGAAGGCAGGGUGUCACCAGAGCAUGUGGCCUCAUCCUCGAAUGGCCAGGCCACGUCUUCAACAGAAGCUGUUUCACAGCAUGGUUGAGGACCCUGAGUCCGGAUCCGGUGUUGCCCCUGUUUUGGAUGCUGCCUCCAGCCCCCAGGACCUCCUGGCUCACAUUGAGGAGGAGAAAGAACAGAGCCGCAGGUUCGAGGACCAGCUGCGUACCUGGCUUGACGUCGAGUCCCUGGGCCCUUCCUCUUCCUCCUCACCACUUUUCUUGCCUUCUUCGUUACUGUCUGUACCGGAGAUCGUAGUGCCCUCCCCAAAGAUGGCUGCCCCACCUGCACUUGCCCUGCAGAAGGAGCGCAGUGUCCGCAGUGACCAGGCCAGGGGAGCUGCCAGUUUGUAUAUUUCCGCAGAUGUGACACAGGCACGGAUAUAAUCUCCCAGGCCGAAGGACGCCGAAAUCUACCGCGCUGUAAGAAC
Brienomyrus brachyistius is the source of this 2007-nucleotide messenger RNA. RefSeq names its product germinal-center associated nuclear protein-like. NCBI's taxonomy places the organism in Eukaryota, Metazoa, Chordata, Actinopteri, Osteoglossiformes, Mormyridae. The coding region runs from base 32 to 1963 and encodes 643 amino acids. The record is from RefSeq and is a predicted model, not a curated record. The transcript has 11 exons.